Molecule: messenger RNA, 517 nt
Organism: Spirometra erinaceieuropaei
Lineage: Eukaryota; Metazoa; Platyhelminthes; Cestoda; Diphyllobothriidea; Diphyllobothriidae
Source: the annotation of a GenBank genome assembly
AUGUCGACGCCAACUUUCAAGAACUGCCGACGCCUGAUGGUUUGGAUGGCCAUCAAAUUCGGAGAGCGACCGAGCUGGCGUUCAACAGUGGAGACGAUAAAUAGCAAGGUGUUCAUUGAUAUCGUAAAGGAUGUCUUCGGUUACAAAGGCAUUCAUAGACGUCGACUGGACACUGAAAUGCUGCAGGAUAAUGCCCUUGUCCACCGCUCAAAGGAGGUAUGAUUCCAAUUCAGUCUACAAAUAUAAUCUAAUAUUUUAGACCACAGCCAGCCUCUCUGACUGCGGCCUUCGAAACAUUUUUAUCCCCGCAAACAGCCUGGACCUAAAUCCCAUCGAAAAUCUUUCUGCAUUAAUCAAAAGAAAUUGGGACAAGGCAAGGAAACAUAUUUCUAUGGAUCAGAAGUUACACUUUUUUAAUAAUUACAUAGACCAAACCACCAUAGACAACUUGGUAGUCUCCAUGCCCUCCCGCCUUACAGCAACUUUAAAAGCUAAAGGACAAUCAAAAAAGUACUAA